AUGAAGCAGGAUGUAGGGGUUCUCUCCUCUGCUCUUUGUCACCCCAUUCUUCCCCUAACCCUCCCCCCCUCCCCCCCUCCCCCCUGCACGCCUCUUUCCAACGCCUCUUCCCCACUCCUCUCGCCCACACCACUCCACCACACCUACUCCCCCCUUCCUCUCUCCUACCCCUCUCCCCCACCCCUUUCCCCCACUCAUUUUCCUCACCCCUCUCCCCCACCUCUUUCCCCCAUGCAUUUUCCUCACCCCCCUCUCCCCCCCCACCCCUUUCCCCCACGCAUUUUGCUCACCCCAUUCCCCCACCCACCCCCUUCCCCCACGCAUUUUCCUCACCCCUCUCCCCCACCUCUUUCCCCCAUGCAUUUUCCUCACCCCUCUCCCCCCCCCCCCACCCCUUUCCCCCACGCAUUUUGCUCACCCCUUUCCCCCACCCACCCCUUUCCCCCACACAAUUUCCUCACCCCUCUCCCCGUUCAAGAGGAUGCUGAUUUAAGAAUGAAGAGCAUCGUGGCAGGGUGCACUAGCCCCUCCGAUUCUCCAUCCCGAUUGCCAUCCGCACCUCUCCAGGUGAACACAGUGCAGCAAGCAGCGUCCAUCACACUGCUCCAAUCCGCCUAUCCUGCAUCACCUCAUUGCUCUCUCUUGCUCCCUCUCACCACCCUUCUCCCCUAUCACCCACCGGUGUGCAUAGUCCUGUCAGUAGCAUCCACCCCCUGCCGUCUCUACACCCACACAUUGAUCAGCAAGCCCUCAUCUCUACACUGA
This is a messenger RNA of Closterium sp. NIES-65, 765 nucleotides long. The record is from the annotation of a GenBank genome assembly. Lineage: Eukaryota; Viridiplantae; Streptophyta; Zygnematophyceae; Desmidiales; Closteriaceae.